AUGGCUCUUGGACUCGUACCCAUUGCCCACAUCGUGGCUGCCGUCUUUUCCAUCAUUGAGCUUGGUCUCAGUGGUUAUGUUGCCAGCAGCUACUGGUGGCGCUCGCCCGAUAUCGUCAACUUCAUCAUCUUCUGCUCCGUCUGGUCCCUGUUGGUCCUGGCUUAUGUCGGCCUAACGCCUCUGUACCUGACCCGCUUUUUCCACAAGCUGGUGUCCCUUGGUCUUCUUGUUAUCACCACCAUCUUCUGGUUCGCUGGCGCAAUCGCCUACGCCGUCUUCGUCGGCCACCCGAGGUGCGGAGCCAACACCUACUGCGGCUCUGCCCAGGCCGGUGUUGCUUUUGCUUUCUUCGUCUGGGCCAUCUUCACGUUCCUCACUGUCCUUGACACCCUCGAGGCCAUGCGCUCGCGCGGCCACAGCACCAGCACCAAGGCCAACCACGCCUACCCUGGCGCCUAA
Messenger RNA from Colletotrichum truncatum, 459 nucleotides. RefSeq lists its product as uncharacterized. Lineage: Eukaryota; Fungi; Ascomycota; Sordariomycetes; Glomerellales; Glomerellaceae. Gene Ontology annotation, cellular component: membrane. The record is from RefSeq and is a predicted model, not a curated record.